AUGGGGACUAAUCCUGCAAAAACAGUGCUAAUUGAUGACCCAGAGCUUUCCUCAUCGAAAAGCGGUGGAAUGAAGCCACCAGCUCAAUCCCGUACACAAACUAGGAUUCGAACAUUCAUGUCGAUUUUUACAUGGGAAAAGUUCAAGAAAAAUCCUGAUCUCUAUAGAAAAGCUAUUGCCAAAAUUGUGGACGACCAGAUUCGCCAUGCACAGACAGUUACGAACUUACUGCAAGAGCUUGAACCUGAACUCCGUCGUCAAGAGCGAGAACUGGGUUUGUUGAAUAUCAAAUGUCAAACGUUAUAUGAACGGCUUCGCUUCAUCCGACAGCUUCGUGAAAACGCUGAUGCUGUCAUCCGUAACUUCGAUCUCACUACAGGGAAAAGUUUAGAAGAAGUUGUAGCGGAAGCGCCACCAUUGCUCAAAAAUGCUGUAAGAUUGCAUCAAAUCCGUUGGAGAAAUGCAAACGCUUCGAGCAAAUGGCAAAAAGACUUUGAGAAAGCCGAGAAAGAUCUUGCCAUCGUUCGUGAACGUUUCAAAAAUGGUGAGCGAGAACUGGAAGAAAAAAGAAACCUGUUGGAGAUGUUCAAAAAAAUCCUUGCAAUAAAAGACGAAUUCACAGGACUCAGUGAUGAGGACAAAGUGAAGAAAAUGGAAAGCGUCCUCGGUGUAAGCGCAAAUCGCGUAAAAGAGGAGAAAGAGGAGGAAAAGAAUAACACUCCACAAGUUGAUUUAGAGCGAACACAAUCAACUAGUUCAACUCCAUCAGAUUUAUCAGAAGAUGAAUCAUGCUGGGAUGAACUCUGGGAGGGCAACGCGCAAAUCAGCGACAGUGUCGUGGAACAAGGGUCCCUUCUGACUGACUACCAAGAGAAAGCGAAGUCAUCAAGUGCUGAGUAG
Molecule: messenger RNA, 900 nt
Organism: Haemonchus placei
Lineage: Eukaryota; Metazoa; Nematoda; Chromadorea; Rhabditida; Trichostrongylidae
Source: the annotation of a GenBank genome assembly